This is a messenger RNA of Ixodes scapularis (black-legged tick), 1919 nucleotides long. Its product is annotated as tubby-related protein 3. The coding region runs from base 1 to 1428 and encodes 475 amino acids. NCBI's taxonomy places the organism in Eukaryota, Metazoa, Arthropoda, Arachnida, Ixodida, Ixodidae. The transcript has 11 exons. The record is from RefSeq and is a predicted model, not a curated record. Gene Ontology annotation, biological process: protein localization to cilium. Gene Ontology annotation, cellular component: cilium.
AUGCAACUCGUCACUGAAUGGCCCGCAGCGCCCCCUGGGAGCGCGGACGACGCCAGACCCCCGUCCCCGCCGACGGACGUCAGGCAACGCAAGCUAGAACGACAGCGCCAGCUUCUGGAGGAGAAGCAGCGCCACAAGCGUCAGUCGCAGGGACUUCUGCUGGCGUCGGACGCCCGACCGGCGUCCAGCCACGUCCGCAACCGGAAGCCACGUAGGGACGAGGCCAGGCCCCUCAUGGCUGGACUCAGCAUCGAGAGGCCCGUCCAGGACGUGGUCACCUGCUACGACGGCCCGAUGCUGUUCAGCAGCUCGGACAAUCCUGACGCGCCUGGCGACGACGUUGUCACCCAGGUGAUCGACGAGGACAUGGACGGAGGAAACCCUAUGGCCAUCGCUCGCAACAACAGCCCCGUGCCCCCGUCUCCUGAGGUGCGUGCCAAGAUGAGUAAGAUGGAGCUGAGCGAAGAGGUGACGAGCCUCGACGGAGACGAGGACCUGGAGAGCACGCCAGUCACCUCACCGGUGCUGGACACUCCCUCAGACCCCGGAGACAGGGACGCCAGGGUGGAGGACCUGAGCGGCCUGGACCACUCGACAUCCAAGCAGACGCCGCAGCCCAUCGCGGUGCCCAUCAUGGACCUCGGACCGCUUGCCCAGCUGCUAGACAAGGGCAGCAUGGAGGAGUUCGCCACCACGCCGUGUCCGCGAGGAACAACGGUCCGCUGCAGGAUCACCCGAGACAAGAAGGGCGUGGACCGAGGACUCUACCCGACCUACUUCCUGCACCUUGAGAAGGAGGACAACAGGAAGGUGUUCUUGCUGGCGGCGCGAAAGCGGAAGAAGAGCGCCACCUCCAAUUACCUCAUUUCGGUGGACCCGACAGACCUGUCCCGGGCGGGACAGUCCUUCGUGGGAAAGCUCCGCUCAAACCUAUUGGGCACCGCCUUCACCGUCUACGACGCCGGCGAGAACCCCAAGAAGAACCCCGGGUCGGCGAGGUCCGAGGUGGCCGCCAUUAUCUACGAAACCAACGUCCUUGGCUUCAAAGGCCCCCGCAAGAUGACCGUGGUGCUGCCCGCCAUGACCGAGGACCACAAGAGGGCAGAGCUUAAGCCCGGCUAUGAGCACGAUACUCUGAUCGAGCGCUGGAAGAAUCGCAACCUAGACAACCUCCUGGAACUGAGGAACAAGACACCCGUCUGGAACGAGGAUACGCAGUCGUACGUGCUCAACUUCCACGGCCGAGUGACCCAAGCGUCUGUAAAGAACUUCCAGAUCGUUCACGAGAAUGAUGCGGACUACAUCGUGAUGCAGUUCGGCCGAGUGACCGAGGAGUGCUUCAGCAUGGACUUCUGCUACCCGCUGUGCGCCCUGCAAGCGUUCGCGAUAGCGCUCUCGAGCUUCGACAGCAAGCUGGCCUGCGAGUGAGCCUGUUCCCACUGCUGCCGUGACCGGCCGACGACGUGUUGGGAUCCCGGACUCUGAACCUUCGAGCGAAAACCAUCGGAGGCCCGGAGCUCCACCAGUACCAGAAAGACUACGUGCACUAGCGCCUCAAGUUGGACGGUGUCCUUCGUCGUGUCUUCGUGACCACAGGCGAAAAAAUACUAUAGAUGUUUGCAAACACGACCUUCUGGGCGCCGCCAUCCUGCUGCUGGCGUCUGUAGAUCGUCUGAUAGCGAGGCCAGGUUAAGUCUUGCCAACGUUACUUUUAAGAGCUCAGGGCAAGCUCUUCCCGCCUCUUUACACUUUAGCAGAGCGGACACUGAGGAGGGGGCGACCUCUUCUCGAGUAUUCGCUCUGCUAAAGUGAAGAAAGCUUUAAGGAGCUUACCCUGAACUUCUAACCUGUCAACCGAUAUAGAUCAACUCAGUUGCGGAAAUUCCGCGGAGGCACAAAUCCACUUCUCUCCCUCCCAA